CUUAAAAUUACAGGCGGUGAUUCAAAAUGAUGGAAGUAGAUGUCAGUUUUUGUUCUUACAAUAGCGUGGCUAGCUCCUCUGGAGGAGAAUUGGAAAGUGAUUUGGGGCGGGAGGCACUCAGAGAAAUAUGCUGCAGUAGCCUAUCAAGGAUAUUAGAUCUCCCAGACAACAAGUUAGAGAUACUAUUGGGGGAGGAAGACGAGGAUGAUGGUGAACAUGGAAACAGUGCCACGAACAAUGUUGCCAAAAAUAUUGCCCACAAGUUGAAGGCACUCUCUCACAGGCUACGCUUCGAUGAUCACCACAGCAGCAGCAGCAAAAAUGCCAUGGAAACAACAGGUGCAUCUUCUUUCCCAACACUACAGUUUGGCACUUCUAUUGAUGUGCCUGGCCAAGAUGUACUGGUGAAGCUAAUGGCUCACAUUGAGAUGUUCUGCAACGAAGAAGGAAUCUUUCGUAAGUCUGGGAGUCACUCAAGAAUUGAGCAGAUGAUCGCUGAUUUGGGAUCUCUCCCGUUUGAGUCCGUAGCAUCAAACCCUUCAUAUUCUCUGCCUGAUUUCUCUUCGGUUCUUAAACAUUAUUUUAAAGAGCUACCAGAGCCUCUUCUUUUAAGAAAACACUUGGAAGCAUAUCGCCAAGCAUCAGAUAUGGAUGAUGAGAAAAGGAUGCUUUGUCUUCAGUUGUUGAUGCUCCUAUUACCACCCACACAUCACAUUGUAUUGACCCAUUUGUUGCACUUGCUCUCUAUUGUGUCACAUUCUGAGACCAGUCUUAUGACACCUCAUAAUCUGGCUGUUGUUUUUGGGCCUACUCUCUUUCUACAUAAGACACUGGAUGAUGUAAUGGGGGAAGUCUUACCUAAAGUCACGUCACUUCUUGAGUACAUGAUAAUCCACAAUGUUGAGAUUUUUGAAAUACCAGUUGAGGUUAGACUGGUUGCUGAGAAGUACAUGAAAAGAAGAGAGAUCAGUGAAGAUACAUCAGCAAUACCAGUGGACAUAUAUUCUAGUGCAUGUAAGAAGACCUGCAGUACGAGUGAGUUUCACGAACAAGGAAGAGAUAAUGCUGUAGCUGAGCUUGCUUCUCUCUAUGAGUAUGUGAAAAAGAUGCCUGAUGGCCCUCAGAAGCAAAUGUUCCUCAAAAAGUUUGAGACUGGUUCAAAGAUGGCAGGCACUCCUCCGCCUUACGUAAAAUCAAAAAAGACAAAGGAGAAUAAAGCUACUCCUAAGCUUCCUAAAGCUGUAGGAUCUCAUCAAAUCAAUUCUACAGUGACACCGAUGAGGCCUGUAUUCAAGAAAGGCUUUCAGCUCCUUGGCACUGAAGGAGGAGUUGCAGGAGAACUACCUCCAGUUCCAUCUUAUGCUACACCUCUUCGACCCACUGCCAAUUUAGUGCAAUAUGAAAGAAUGGAGACUGAUGUUUAAAUGAUCAUUUCACACAGGUCCCUCUCUCCUUUCUCUCUCUCCCCCCUUCAUUCCUCAAUUAGACAAAUCUUAAUACAUUACACUCACUUAUUUUAAUAGCAUGCCUCACACACACACACACACUCUUGUAGACAUCAUUUUAUUUUGCUUAUAAAGCUCUAUUAUAAAA
This is a messenger RNA of Amphimedon queenslandica, 1593 nucleotides long. RefSeq names its product rho GTPase-activating protein 19-like. Gene Ontology annotation, cellular component: cytoplasm. Gene Ontology annotation, biological process: signal transduction; regulation of small GTPase mediated signal transduction. The transcript has 12 exons. NCBI's taxonomy places the organism in Eukaryota, Metazoa, Porifera, Demospongiae, Haplosclerida, Niphatidae. The record is from RefSeq and is a predicted model, not a curated record. Gene Ontology annotation, molecular function: GTPase activator activity. Bases 27 to 1424 code for a protein of 465 amino acids.